Meleagris gallopavo (turkey) is the source of this 2609-nucleotide messenger RNA. RefSeq names its product putative cation-transporting ATPase 13A4. Lineage: Eukaryota; Metazoa; Chordata; Aves; Galliformes; Phasianidae. The record is from RefSeq and is a predicted model, not a curated record. Gene Ontology annotation, cellular component: late endosome membrane; endoplasmic reticulum membrane. Gene Ontology annotation, biological process: intracellular calcium ion homeostasis; polyamine transmembrane transport. Gene Ontology annotation, molecular function: P-type ion transporter activity; ATP binding; ATPase-coupled monoatomic cation transmembrane transporter activity.
CUCAAUCUCAAAACCCCAACAACAGAAUGAAAGGAGGAGGGAUGAAUGUUACCUGUUUACCCCACAGAGAGGGAGGAGCUCCAUUCUUCAAACAAAAGCAGAGUUAGAAAGAAGGUGUGUACUUAGAACACUUCCUCAAUGUGGACAUUCAAGCCACGCAACACUGAAGACUUGUCCUGAGGGUGCUGUAGAAAGUCUCCAGAAGGUCAUUUCAUGGGGGAAAAUCCUGCUAAGAACCAUUAUGCACUGCUUAACCAGGGAGAGGAGAAUGAAAUGGAAAUUUUUGGCUACAAAACCCAGGGCUGCCGGAAGGCUCUGUGCAUUGCUGGGUACAUCUUGUCCUGUGGGGCUCUCCUGCUGCUGUUCUACUGGAAACCAGAAUGGGAUGUGUGGGCAAACUGUGUUCCCUGCAGCUUGGAAGAAGCAGACGUUGUGUUGCUUAGAACAACAGAUGAAUUUCGGAUUUAUUCACAUAAGCAUGUGACAUGGAUCUCUAUGUCUGGAAUUAUCAGAAGUAGAUUGGAUUAUCCAAGCAUUGCUGAGGAAGAUUCAAUCUUCAACAAAGCCUUAAUGAAGCCAAGUUUACAGGUGAAAAGUAUACAAGUACAAAAAAUCCGCUAUGUCUGGAAUAUCUAUGCAAAGCAGUUCCAGAAAGUUGGAGCCCUAGAAGACCACCACACUUGUUCAGCAAUACACGCCAAAUUUGGUUCUGGUCUUACCUGCAAUGAACAGAGUCUCAGGAGAGUGAUAUGUGGGCCAAACACUAUUGAUGUUCCAGUGAUCCCUAUUUGGAAACUACUCAUCAAAGAGGUCUUAAAUCCUUUUUACGUAUUCCAGUUGUUCAGUGUGUGUCUGUGGUUUGCUGAAGAUUACAUGGAGUAUGCUGCUGCCAUCAUAAUUAUGUCUCUCCUCUCAAUUUCUCUGACUGUAUAUGAUCUUAGGCAGCAAUCGGUUAAACUGCAAAGACUGGUUGAGUCUCAUAACAACAUCAUGGUCACUGUCUGCAGAAAUAAGGAAGGUUUCCAAGAGCUGGAAUCACAUCAUCUUGUUCCUGGAGACACGAUGGUUUUGAAGGAGGGCAAAGCCCUCUUGCCUUGUGAUGCCAUCUUGAUCAGUGGGCAGUGCAUUGUAAAUGAAAGCAUGCUGACAGGAGAAAGUAUUCCAGUAACAAAGACCCAGUUACCCCAAGCUGAUAACCUGAAGCCCUGGAAAAUGCACUGUGCAGAGGAUUACAAAAAACACAUCCUCUUCUGUGGAACAGAGGUCAUACAGACCAAGGGAGACGACAGAGGAGUAGUGAAAGCCGUAGUGCUGCAGACUGGUUUCAAUACAACCAAAGGAGAUCUGGUGAGGUCCAUUCUCUACCCUAAACCAGUGAACUUCAAGUUGUACAGAGAUGCUCUCCGGUUCCUGAUGUGCCUCAUAGCAUUUGCGACCAUUGGAAUGAUCUACACUGUGUGUGUAUUUGCACUUAAUGGGGAGGAGGCUGGAGAAGUAGUGAAGAAAGCUUUGGACGUUAUCACUAUUGCUGUCCCCCCAGCCCUACCAGCUGCCUUGACAACAGGAAUCAUUUACACCCAGAGGAGGCUGAAGAAAAAGGGCAUCUUCUGCAUCAGCCCACAAAGAAUCAAUAUGUGUGGACAGCUGAACCUCAUCUGCUUUGACAAAACUGGCACCUUAACAGAAGAUGGCCUGGAUCUCUGGGGCUUGCUGCCCUCUGAAGGAAACUGCUUUCAGGAUGUUCACAGGUUCCCUGCAGACCACAGCCUGCCUUGGGGCCCAGUGUUCAGCACAAUGGUGGUUUGUCAUUCGUUAAUUGUUCUGGAGGGCAAGAUCCAAGGAGACCCACUGGAUGUGAAAAUGUUUGAGGCAACUAACUGGGUGAUAGAUGAUUCCAGCGGACACCAGACUGAAGGUCAAAGAUCUACACAUGCCACAGUUGUUAGACCUGGACCUAAAGCCAACCGUGCCUCUGUGGAAGGAAUUACCAUUUUACACCAGUUUCCAUUUUCUUCAGCUUUGCAGAGAAUGUCUGUCAUUGCUCAGGAAAUUGGUGGGGAAAAACAAGUCUUCACAAAAGGUGCUCCAGAAAUGGUAGCUGUGUUAUGCAGAGCAGAAACAGUCCCAUCGAACUUCGAAAGUAAGCUUCUGUUCUACACAGCACAAGGCUUUAGGGUGAUUGGACUGGCAUAUAAGUCUCUACAGUUGGGAAAGCAAUCUACUGAUCUAACGAGGUAAGCAACAAACAGCUUCUUAUCAGCCACAUCCAGCCAUAAGCCUCACAUUAUAUCAUUACCUCAAGGCCUUUACCAAGAUCAGGGCUGUAGCAUAGACGGGCUUGCUAGAUGCAGGCUAAAGAGAAUCUGUUUAAAUCUGGAUAUGGGUCUGAGAGUGGGUAGAGUGGGUAUUGCUACUCAGUACCUGUAGCACAUACCUAUAAUCUUUGUGUUUCUUAGCAAUGGAUUAACAUAUGAUUCAACUCUAGCACAACCUGCAGCUUAGUACACCCCUACCUCAGCCCAUAAGUUCUGCCACUCUCCAUGCAUAUUUAUCUAGGAUUUCAGUCAAAUAUGUUUGUUUGUUUUUUAAGUUCUUUUUUUAUCCUGGCU